This is a messenger RNA of Dentiscutata heterogama, 471 nucleotides long. The record is from the annotation of a GenBank genome assembly. NCBI's taxonomy places the organism in Eukaryota, Fungi, Glomeromycota, Glomeromycetes, Diversisporales, Gigasporaceae.
AUGCGAAAUAAAGGACAAAUCGAAGAUAUUGAUCACGCUCAUGCCUCUGCUGAAACGACAGUGUUGACGAUGUUCCUAGAUCUAAUCGAUAGUUACGUCAACGAAGAAUUCUUGGACGAAAAAGAUGAAAUCGAUGUUGAACAGAAUGAACCUCUGGCAUUCAAUAGUUAUCAGAAAUCCCUCACCGAUAAAGGUCCUCCUGGUGGAAUAAAUAUGGAUGGGAAUCAUCCAGAGAAAAGAAAUGAAGUUGAUGAAAAUGAGGAAUUCAAUAAUUAUCAAAUAGAUAAGAAUUACUAUGAUAGAAAUAAUAAUGAGGGUAAUAGCAAUGAAAAUAACAAAGAUUCAGUCGAAAAAAGGAAUUUAAGUCGCACCUGCGAAUUAUGGAUGAGAAGAGUAACAGAAUUUAGAAGAAUGCCAAGCGGGAUAGAAGGGAUGAAUCGAAGAAGAACGUCAAUACCUGAGCAAUCAUAA